AUGGAUGGGCUGCACGAGGAGGUUCUCAUUUCGGACGAGUUGUCCACCGACAUGGAGGGGGAAGCGGGGGAAGCGAUAGGCGCGGUUGACGUGGUGGAUGCGGAUGGGCAGGCUCCCUCGACUCCCUCUGCUGCGUACCAAGACGCACCUGCUCCAGAGGGAGGCGGCAAGCCGUUGCAUAGACAGACCCACCAACAGAUUUCCCCGCGGCGCAAAAAGGACGCACACAAAUGCACCUGCAAAAGCGACGGGGAAAUGGCAAAAAAGGGAGCCACACACAAAAGUGCAAAGAGAGUGCCACCCCAAAAAAGGAGCCUAUCAACGGACGGAGGGAACAAACAGUACAGCUCGAAAAAAACAACAUCAGUGGAAGACGCAAUUAGGAAAAAGAAAAAAAUAAAUGAAGAAGAAUUAAAAGAAGAAAAAAACAGGAAAGAAAAGAAGCGCACUCAUGAUAUGUAUACAUUACGAAAAAAAUAUAAAAAAAAAAAUUAUAAAAAAAAACUCGCCAUUUUGGUGCACUCUAUUGUUAAAAAUAUUAAGCCCAGGGAAAAAAAUUAUUAUAAUAAGCUCCUUGAAAUGCUGAAUGGCGGUGCGCAGAAGCAGGUCUUUUGGGACCUUUUUCUUUUCCCCCUGGAGGGUUAUGACCAAUUCACCACAGAGUAUAAUAUAGGAUGGGCACUGGACGGUGUGGACGGCACCACGGCUAUGAGCACUGGAGGACAUUCGACAUUUCGUGAAAGCGCAAGCGGCGGGGGAAAUGACAACCAUUUGGGUGACAGCUUGCACGGUGACCACUCUUUUAGAAGCACCGAUUCGUUCGCUUCCCCCUGCGGAAGGCACACUUUGAAGGGAGCAGGCGAAGCGGACCCCUCCAAAAUGCCCUUCUUCCCAGAAGAUGAAAUUUUCCCGCAAGUGGAAAAUUUCAUUCAAACGUACAUCAAAAAGGGAAGGAAAAAGAGGUCCUCCGACGGGGAUCCCAAAAUGGGGGAGGCCACAAUGGGGGACGUGACAAUGGAGGAUGCAACAGUGGAGGAAGUAAAAUCAAGUGCCUCUUCCAAAAAAAGUUGCAGCUCAUCCAUCCGCCUCCUGUGCAGCUUCAGACUGUACAAGAAAAAAUUCCUCAACAAAUUUACAACGGAGCAUAUCUACCUGCUGCUCCUUUUUGUGUGUUACGUCAACAAAACCAUGGACUCUUUUUUCCUGCGCCGCGCAGGCACCAAGGGGAAAUGA
Molecule: messenger RNA, 1233 nt
Organism: Plasmodium vivax (malaria parasite P. vivax)
Lineage: Eukaryota; Apicomplexa; Aconoidasida; Haemosporida; Plasmodiidae
Exons: 1
Coding region: 1-1233 (410 amino acids)
Source: RefSeq, a predicted model, not a curated record